Vitis riparia (riverbank grape) is the source of this 1119-nucleotide messenger RNA. RefSeq lists its product as uncharacterized. The record is from RefSeq and is a predicted model, not a curated record. Lineage: Eukaryota; Viridiplantae; Streptophyta; Magnoliopsida; Vitales; Vitaceae. The transcript is spliced from 3 exons. Bases 1 to 1119 code for a protein of 372 amino acids.
AUGGAAGCCUACCUUGAUGCUAGUGAUCUGUGGGAAGCUAUUAGUGAGGAAUAUGAAGUUCCUCCUCUAUCCGACAAUCCAACUAUGGCUCAGAUAAAACUACAUAAUGAGAUGAGGCAAAGGAAAUCAAAGGCAAAAGCUAGUCUAUUUGCAGCUGUCUCAUCUACAAUUUUCACCAGAAUCAUAACACUGAAGAUGGCAAAUGAAAUAUGGAACUUCCUGAAGAAAGAAUAUGAAGGAAAUGAACGAGUCAAAGUUCCUGAAAAGUUUGAGACUAUAAUAUCAUCUCUAGAAAACUUAAAAGAUGUGUCAAGUAUCACCUUAGUAGAGUUGUUGAAUGCAUUACAGGCUCAAGAACAAAUGAGGCUUAUGAGACAAGAAGGAUUUGUGGAGGGUGCAUUUCAGGCCAUAUCUCAGUAUAAGAAAGAGAUGCAAAGCAACAAUAACAAUAGCAACAACACUCAAAAGUUUCCACCAUGUCCUUAUUGGCAUGUGGAAAGGAUAUGCAAAUCUCAACAACAGCAAAGAGAAGUCAAGGCUACCGUGGAAGAACUUCAAGAUGAGCAACUAUUUGUGGUAUCAUGCUUUGCCACUAGCAGCUCCCCGGAAACUUGGCUUAUAGACAGUGGUUAUACAAACCAUAUGACUUAUGAUCAAGGGCUCUUUAAGGAACUUGACAAAACUAUUACUUCCAAAGUUAGAAUUGGAAAUGGAGCAUAUCUUGCAGUAAAAGGCAAAGGAACAAUGGCAAUUGAAGGCCACACAGGUUUGAAAUUAAUCUCUAACGUCUUAUAUGUUCCUGAGAUUAAUCAAAAUCUGUUGAGUAUUGGUCAGCAGCUGGAAAAAGGCUAUAAGGUGCUAUUUGAGGACAAUCAUUACAUGAUUGUUGAUGUACAAGGCAAAGAGGUAUUUAUAGUCCAAAUAAAAGGCAAAAGCUUUGCCUUGGAUUUAAUGCAAGAAGAGCAUGCUGCAAUUCACAAAGAAGAAAGCAAUACAAUGCUUUGGCAUAGGUGUUUAGGACACUUUCAUCAUACCGCCCUUCUCUUUAUGAAGAAGAACGAUCUUGGAGAAGGCUUGCUUGAAUUAGAGGUGAAGCCUCCUACCUGUGUAGCCUGUUAG